AUGUACCGAGUCUUGACCAGUUAUAUUACCACCAUUGUCCCGGCUGAUGUUAAAGAAGUCUUGGAUACAUUCCAAAUUGCUGCUGAACUAGGGAGUGAUUCACUUGGAGCUUAUGUGAUCUCUAUGGCCUCAAGUGCAAGUGAUGUCCUUGCAGUUGAGCUUUUACAAAAGGAUGCACGGCUCGCUGCUACUGGAGAGUUGGGAAGAGCAUGUCCUGGUGGAACGUUGCGGGUUGUCCCUCUAUUUGAAACCGUGAAGGACCUAAGAGAAGCUGGUUCAGUUAUCCGGAAACUUUUAUCAAUAGACUGGUACCACGAACACGUCAUUAAGAAUCACAACGGUCAUCAAGAGGUUAUGGUUGGAUAUUCUGAUUCUGGUAAAGAUGCUGGACGCUUCACUGCUGCAUGGGAACUUUACAAAGCUCAGGAGGAUGUUGUUGCUGCUUGCAAUGAUUACGGUAUUAAAGUUACACUGUUCCAUGGCCGUGGAGGCAGUAUUGGCCGGGGUGGUGGCCCUACAUAUCUGGCUAUUCAAUCCCAGCCACCCGGAUCUGUGAUGGUAGGUUAUACAUUUAGCUUUAUCAUUGUUAAUUUUUUUUCUUUCUAAAAAUGUUCUGCUUGA
This is a messenger RNA of Lathyrus oleraceus (garden pea), 621 nucleotides long. RefSeq names its product phosphoenolpyruvate carboxylase 4. Bases 1 to 606 code for a protein of 201 amino acids. Gene Ontology annotation, cellular component: cytosol. Gene Ontology annotation, molecular function: phosphoenolpyruvate carboxylase activity. Gene Ontology annotation, biological process: carbon fixation; tricarboxylic acid cycle. The transcript has 5 exons. Lineage: Eukaryota; Viridiplantae; Streptophyta; Magnoliopsida; Fabales; Fabaceae. The record is from RefSeq and is a predicted model, not a curated record.